AUGGAUAGAAGAAAUGGCACAGAUGUGACCUAUUUCAUCCUGAUUGGGCUCUCAGAGUAUCCCCGAGCCCAACUCAUCUUCUUCUGCAUACUCCUGGUGGCCUAUAUUGUCACCCUGCUCGGGAAUAGCCUCAUUCUUCUCCUGAUCCACUAUGACCCUCAGCUCCACACCCCCAUGUAUUUCUUCCUCAGCAAUUUGUCUUUCCUGGACAUCUGCUAUACUUCAUCUACCGUGCCUCAGAUGCUCAUCAACUGUUUAGUCAGGACUCCCAUCAUCUCCCUGACUGAAUGCCUCGCACAGAUGUGUGUCCUUCUCUACUUGGGUGUUGUAGAAUGCCUCUUUCUGGCCAUCAUGGCCUAUGACCGUUUUGUAGCCAUCAGCAACCCCCUGCACUAUGCGGUGAAAAUGGGGCCCCAGCUGUGUUUACAGCUGGCAGUGGUGCCCUGGUUUGUAUCAUUUAUCAUCGCUGUGGUCCCAAUCCUGACCAUGCCACUGGAUUUCUGUGGCCACUACAUUAUCAACCACUUCUCCUGUGAGCUCUUGGCAAUCAUCAAGCUUGCAUGCAAUGAUUUGAAGUUCUUUGAAUUGUUAAUUAUGGCCACCUGUUCCCUAACUCUCCUGCUACCCUUUACAUUUAUCCUAGUAUCCUACGGGCACAUCUUGGUAGCUGUGUUGAAGAUGCGCUCAGCUGAUGGACGAAAGAAAGCCUUCUCCACCUGCAGCUCCCACCUCACGGUGGUAGUUAUCUUUUAUGGCACUGCCAUCUCCAUGUACAUGAUGCCGCAGGACAAAGUCAGCCGAGACAAAGACAAGAUUAUCUCUAUGAUGUAUUGCAUUGUGACACCCAUGCUCAAUCCCAUUAUCUAUAGUCUUAGGAACAAAGAUGUGAAAGGGGCUCUGAGGAAACUAAUAGGCAAAAAGAGUGACUCCUAA
Molecule: messenger RNA, 933 nt
Organism: Monodelphis domestica (gray short-tailed opossum)
Lineage: Eukaryota; Metazoa; Chordata; Mammalia; Didelphimorphia; Didelphidae
Product: olfactory receptor 13H1-like
Biological process (GO): G protein-coupled receptor signaling pathway
Cellular component (GO): membrane
Molecular function (GO): olfactory receptor activity; G protein-coupled receptor activity
Source: RefSeq, a predicted model, not a curated record